AUGUCACUUCUUGAUGAGAGCAAAUCAGUUCUUCCGGAUUCAAGACCAGCGAAGAUUCUAGUUCUCGGACUGUGUCGCACGGGAACGAGUUCCCUUUAUGUGGCACAAAAGGAGCUUGGGUUGAAGCCGUACCACUUUCGAGACAUAGUGUUCAACACUGAACAUAUGGAAUUAUGGCUCAAGGCUCUGAAAGCCAAGUUUGACGGGGUUGGAAAACCUUUCCAGGGGAAAGACUUCGACCAGAUGCUCGGAGAAUAUGAUUCUGUCGCUGAUACCCCUGCCUGCUUUUUUGUGGAGGAGCUUCUUGAAGCCUAUCCCAAUUCCAAAGUGAUUCUUACAGUCCGAAGUCCCGAAUCAUGGCUACGGUCAAUGCAGAACACUCUCAUCAAGGUUAUAUCCUGGAGAUCAUGGACCGUUCUUUCAUUUGUCGAUUACGAACAUUCUGCCUUUUACUGGCCGCUUUUCAACCGUAUAAUGCGUGUCAUGUCGAAAGGGAAUGUCCCUUGGAAAGCGUCUUCUUCCCCCUCAUUCCUUCAAUUCUUUGAUGAACAUUAUGCCUUGGUCCGCCGCGUGGUUCCAAAAGACAGGCUGCUAGAGUGGCAUCCAUCCCAAAGCUGGGACCCUCUAUGUGAGUUUUUGGACUUGCCUGUUCCAGCUAAGGAAUUCCCGCACGUUUGUACAGGCGAAAGCAACGUUCAAACACAUAACUUGAUGUACUGGAACAGAUGGCGGCGAGUGAUUAAAAAUGGUGUCAAAAUCGUCGGAUUGGUAGCACUCCCUCUGGGAGGGAUCUGGUACAUUCGGUCAGGCGGCAUGCUUGGCUAG
Penicillium nucicola is the source of this 825-nucleotide messenger RNA. Its product is annotated as sulfotransferase family protein. The transcript is spliced from 3 exons. The record is from RefSeq and is a predicted model, not a curated record. NCBI's taxonomy places the organism in Eukaryota, Fungi, Ascomycota, Eurotiomycetes, Eurotiales, Aspergillaceae. Bases 1 to 825 code for a protein of 274 amino acids.